AAUUUUUAUGCUGAUUGCCAACCAAACUACCCUUGCUGUGGUGGUGUUUUCCACCGAGAUCAUUACUGGCAUCUUCGGAAUCUAGACGAGCUGAUUCUGGCUUCGGUUAAAUUCGUCAUCUGGAAAUAUGAGAGUGUGGAGAGCAAGAGCUUGAUUUUAGGAGAAAUUCUGAACACGACUAUGGAGCGAUAUGCUUGCUGGUGGUUCUAUGUGACUUUUACAGGCUCCGAACACCCUGGUGAAGUCCAGGUUUAUCAGACCGCGGUGGCCUAUUACCCCUUUUCAAUGAGAGGUCAUAAAGUUGCUGUCUUCAGGAGGAAAAUAAUUGGCAAAGAUGAUUAUGAGGAUUUGUUACCGCCGAAAAAUUACUCUGUGGAGGACGCCCUAAGGGUAAAGAAAGAGCUGAUGUCCACUUUGGAUGAGGAAGACAGAGAAGUUUUUCAGCUUGGGGAAAAGGAGACGGAAAAAGAGUCCGAACCCCCUAUAGGGGCUGGCUGCUCUCUUUGAAUUAGACGGAGAACUAUGAUCAGUAUUGAUUGAUGUUUUGGCUGGAAAUUACAGUGGAGGUUUAAACAUGGAAUCCGAGACUUGAGAGCAGAUCUAUGUACUGUACUCUCUUUAUUCCUUAAGUAGAUCCAGGAGCAGUUGUAGUUUAAAGUGUUCGUUUGGAACCUUUCGUGGGG
This is a messenger RNA of Linum tenue, 683 nucleotides long. The record is from the annotation of a GenBank genome assembly. NCBI's taxonomy places the organism in Eukaryota, Viridiplantae, Streptophyta, Magnoliopsida, Malpighiales, Linaceae.